CGCUGCGCUCGCCGCGCUCGGAGGGGCCGCCGGGCCGGGCACCGCGCACUCGCGUCGGGAGCCGCCUCUCCCCCGCGGCGCUCGCCCCUGCUCCCCGCCAGCAUCGCCUGUCCCGCGGCCGCGCUCAGACAACAAAAGCGGAAGAUGCUGCAGUUGGGCAAGGUCAGGACCUUGCCCUGAAGCCGGGCGGCGGCGCGCACGCCUUUUCCCGGACUGAGGAGCUGUCGCUGGUGGCGGGUGCAUGUUCUCCAGGAAGCAGUCGGGCGCCGCGCCGUUGGGAGCUAUGCCUGUCCCAGACCAGCCUUCGUCAACCUCAGAGAAGACCAGCUCCCUGAGCCCUGGCCUGACCACCUCCAAUGGGGAUGGCUCUGAAACGGAAACCACCUCCGCCAUCCUGGCCUCGGUCAAAGAACAGGAAUUACAGUUUGAGAGAUUGACCCGAGAGCUGGAGGCAGAACGCCAGAUCGUCGCCAGCCAACUGGAGCGAUGCAAGCUUGGAUCAGAGACGGGCAGCAUGAGCAGCGUCAGUUCAGCGGAAGAGCAGUUUCACUGGCAAUCACAAGAUGGUCAAAAAGACAUCGAAGACGAACUUACAACGGGGCUUGAACUGGUGGACUCCUGUAUUAGAUCACUGCAGGAAUCAGGAAUACUUGACCCACAGGAUUAUUCAACAGGUGAAAGGCCCAGCCUGCUCUCCCAGAGUGCACUUCAGCUCAAUUCCAAACCUGAAGGGUCCUUCCAGUAUCCGGCCAGCUACCAUAGCAACCAGACCCUGGCCCUGAGUGAGACAGCCCCUUCGCAGCUCCCCGCCCGCGGCUCUCAAGCCCGAGGUGCGGGCCAGACCUUCAGCCAGGGCACCACGAGCCGCGCGUACGCCGCGCCGCGCGGCUCCUCGCCCAAACAGUCGCCCAGCCGCCUGGCCAAGUCCUACAGCACCAGCUCGCCCAUCAACAUCGUCGUGUCCUCGGCCGGCCUGUCCCCGAUCCGCGUGACCUCGCCCCCCACCGUGCAGUCCACCAUCUCCUCCUCGCCCAUCCACCAGCUGAGCUCCACCAUCGGCACGUACGCCACCCUGUCGCCCACCAAGCGCCUGGUCCACGCGUCCGAGCAGUACAGCAAGCACUCGCAGGAGCUGUAUGCCACGGCCACCCUCCAGAGGCCGGGCAGCCUGGCAGCUGGGUCCCGGGCCUCGUAUAGCAGCCAGCACGGCCACCUGGGCCCCGAGCUGCGGGCUCUGCAGUCCCCUGAGCACCACAUAGACCCCAUCUAUGAGGACCGCGUCUAUCAGAAGCCCCCUAUGAGGAGUCUCAGCCAGAGCCAGGGGGACCCUCUGCCAGCAGCGCACACGGGCACUUACCGCACGAGCACAGCCCCAUCUUCCCCCGGUGUCGACUCCAUCCCCUUGCAGCGCACAGGCAGCCAGCAUGGUCCGCAGAACGCCGCCGCGGCCACCUUCCAGAGGGCCAGCUACGCCGCGGGCCCCGCCUCCAACUACGCCGACCCCUACCGACAGCUGCAGUAUUGUCCGUCAGUCGAGUCUCCCUACAGCAAAUCCGGCCCUGCCCUUCCGCCCGAAGGCACCUUGGCCAGAUCCCCGUCCAUCGAUAGCAUUCAGAAAGAUCCCAGAGAAUUCGGAUGGAGAGACCCGGAACUGCCGGAAGUGAUUCAAAUGCUCCAACACCAGUUUCCUUCGGUCCAGUCUAACGCUGCAGCCUACUUACAGCACCUCUGUUUUGGAGACAACAAAAUUAAAGCUGAGAUAAGGAGACAAGGAGGCAUCCAGCUCCUGGUGGACCUGCUGGACCAUCGGAUGACGGAAGUCCACCGUAGUGCCUGCGGAGCCUUGAGAAACUUGGUGUACGGGAAGGCCAACGAUGACAACAAAAUCGCCCUGAAAAACUGUGGUGGCAUCCCGGCGCUGGUGAGGUUGCUCCGCAAGACCACCGACCUGGAGAUCCGGGAACUGGUCACAGGAGUCCUUUGGAACCUCUCAUCUUGCGACGCACUCAAAAUGCCAAUCAUCCAGGACACUCUGGCAGUGUUGACCAAUGCCGUGAUUAUCCCCCAUUCGGGCUGGGAAAAUUCACCUCUUCAGGAUGAUAGGAAAAUACAACUGCAUUCCUCACAGGUGCUGCGAAAUGCCACUGGAUGCCUAAGGAAUGUUAGUUCAGCCGGAGAGGAGGCUCGCAGGAGGAUGCGGGAAUGUGACGGGCUCACAGACGCACUGCUCUACGUGAUCCAGUCCGCGCUGGGGAGCAGUGAGAUCGACAGCAAGACCGUUGAAAACUGUGUGUGCAUUUUAAGGAACCUGUCGUACCGGCUGGCAGCAGAAACGUCUCAGGGACAGCACAUGGGCACGGAUGAGCUGGACGGGCUGCUCUGUGGGGAGGCCAACGGCAAAGACACGGAGAGUUCCGGGUGCUGGGGCAAGAAGAAGAAGAAAAAGAAAUCCCAAGAUCAGUGGGAUGGAGUAGGACCUCUUCCAGACUGUGCAGAACCACCAAAAGGAAUCCAGAUGCUGUGGCACCCAUCAAUAGUCAAACCCUACCUCACACUGCUCUCUGAGUGCUCAAACGCAGACACGCUGGAAGGGGCGGCAGGCGCCCUGCAGAACUUGGCUGCAGGGAGCUGGAAGGGCUGGGCUGAGGAUGUGGCAGGCAUGGCGUAUGCCCUACGUUCACUGCCAGAGGGGGCUCCCUGCCUGCCACAGUGGUCAGUAUACAUCCGAGCUGCUGUCCGAAAAGAGAAAGGCCUGCCCAUCCUCGUGGAGCUGCUUCGAAUAGAUAAUGACCGUGUGGUGUGCGCAGUGGCCACGGCACUCCGGAACAUGGCCUUGGACGUCAGAAACAAGGAGCUCAUUGGCAAAUAUGCCAUGCGAGACCUCGUCCACAGGCUUCCAGGCGGGAACAACAGCAACAACGCGGCAAGUAAGGCCAUGUCAGAUGACACGGUGACAGCCGUCUGCUGCACCCUGCAUGAAGUGAUCACCAAGAACAUGGAGAACGCCAAGGCCUUACGGGAUGCCGGCGGCAUCGAGAAGCUAGUUGGCAUCUCCAAAAGCAAAGGAGAUAAACACUCUCCAAAAGUGGUCAAGGCCGCAUCUCAGGUCCUAAACAGCAUGUGGCAGUACAGAGAUCUGAGGAGUCUCUACAAAAAGGACGGGUGGUCACAGUAUCACUUCGUAGCCUCAUCGUCAACCAUCGAGAGGGAUCGGCAAAGGCCCUACUCCUCCUCCCGCACGCCCUCCAUCUCCCCUGUGCGAGUGUCUCCCAACAACCGCUCAGCAAGUGCCCCAGCUUCACCUCGGGAAAUGAUCAGCCUCAAAGAAAGGAAAACAGACUAUGAAUCCACUGGCAGCAAUGCCACUUACCAUGGAACUAAAGGAGAACACACUUCCAGGAAAGACACCAUGACAGCUCAAAACACUGGAAUUUCAACUUUGUAUAGGAAUUCCUAUGGUGCGCCCGCGGAAGACAUCAAACAUAACCAGGUUCCAGCACAGCCAGUCCCACAGGAGCCCAGCAGGAAAGAUUACGAGACCUACCAGCCGUUUCAGAAUUCCACGAGAAACUACGACGAGUCCUUCUUCGAGGACCAGGUCCACCAUCGCCCUCCCGCCAGUGAGUACACCAUGCACCUGGGACUCAAGUCCACCGGCAACUAUGUCGACUUCUACUCCGCUGCCCGUCCCUACAGUGAACUGAACUAUGAAACGAGCCACUACCCCGCCUCCCCUGACUCCUGGGUGUGAGGAGCGGGCGGCACGAGGCGCUCCGGGAACAGUGCAUGUGCAUGCAUACCACAAGACAUUGCUUUUUUUUUCCCCCUGCAAAUUUAGUUUGUUAAAGCCUGUUCCAUAGGAAGGCCGUGAUAACCAGUAAGGAACUAUUAAGAGCUAUUUUAGACAGCUAAAUGAACCGAACGUUAACUUGGAAGUCAGUAGGAAGCUGAAGUGAUCCUAAACAUGACGUCGUACAACACCUUUCUAGUUGGAGCUCUAGAGGAUAAAACGUGCUUUAUCUUGAACGUGGCAGAAGGCAGCAGAGGAGACGGGCGGGGUGGUGGGGCGCGAAGGUUACUGUUAAGCACAAGGGGCAGUGUAGUUCACACACUUUAGAGGGACGGCUUCUCACGCUUUGUUUACUCUCUUCAUCUGUUGUGAUUCUAGGCUUCAAGUUGCAUUGGGGUUCCUCUGUACAGCAAGAUGUUUCUUGCCUUUUGUUAAUGCAUUGUUGUAAAGUAUUUGAUGUACAUUACAGAUUAAAGAAGAAAAGCGCAUCGUGUAUAUUACACCAUGCGGCAGUGUUUCCUCAUCUAUGGUUCUAAAUAUUGCUUCAAUUUCAAACUUUUGAAAGAUGUAUGGAUUUCCAGUUUUUCUUUUCUUUUCUUUCUCCCAGUAUGUUUUAACAAAAAAAAAAAUGGGAAAAAAAGGAAUAUUUAGCAGUAUUGUUCGUUCUGAUAUGUGAAUUUGUUUGUGGCAACUAAGCAAGGCAUUCAGCAGUUUCUGACAAUUAACAUCCAUCAUUCCACACUCCUUGUCAACAAAGUGCUUUUUCACUGCCUAAAAUUUUAGAUGUAGAUAUUUGAAAUAGAUUUUUUCAUUUAUACCAGUUUUCUUUAUGAUGAUACAGUGUUAAAAGAAAAUAAAUUACAAUUGAUCUGUCAUCCAUAUUUGCUAAGAAUGUCUAUUUCCAAGGACCUAUCUUACAAAAUGCACAUUCUUGCUUGUGUGUCUGUGUGUGUGUGGGUGUGUGUAUGUCCCCGUAUGUAUAAAAAUGACCUGUGUGAGAUUUUAUUUUGAUAGAAGCUAUUUCAUUUGCUGUCCAUCUUGUACAAGCUUUGUUUCCGGUUUUGGGUAUAAAUGUACAUCACUUUGUUCCUCUUGUACUCCAUCUACUCUUCUGACCAUCUAGUGACUCAGGAUAUUAGGCCAGUUGAAGUGAAGUUAUAGGAUUUUCACACAUUCACACAUUCUUGGAUACCACCUCUUUCUACAGGUCCAUUUCCUUCCACGUUUUAUGCCCUCAGAACACAAUAAACCAUGGCCAACACAAUAAUUUCACUUUGGGGCCAAUUACUUGAAGUAUCAACAGAAAAUGUAAACUGCUCGCCUUAUUACCCCCAGACUUUUUGUUCAUGUGGCAGGGAGCAGUGGACCAUUAUGGAUUAGAUUAUUACAAUUGAACUUGAAGCUAAUGUUAGAAUAGUGGUUAACAGAACUAAGAAAUAAGGCUAACCAUUUAAAAGAACACGGGCUGUGGGUAAAUUAGCUUUGCUCUUUAGAUGCAAGUGACUGAGGCCAAUAGGUGCCUAAGUAAAUGUUAACUGUUCUUGGAAAAAAUAAAAAUUAAAUAACAAAAGAAA
Ailuropoda melanoleuca (giant panda) is the source of this 5364-nucleotide messenger RNA. RefSeq names its product catenin delta 2 (gene CTNND2). Bases 242 to 3751 code for a protein of 1169 amino acids. NCBI's taxonomy places the organism in Eukaryota, Metazoa, Chordata, Mammalia, Carnivora, Ursidae. The transcript is spliced from 23 exons. Gene Ontology annotation, cellular component: cytoplasm; nucleus; plasma membrane. Gene Ontology annotation, biological process: cell-cell adhesion; dendritic spine morphogenesis. Gene Ontology annotation, molecular function: protein binding. The record is from RefSeq and is a predicted model, not a curated record.